Messenger RNA from Corapipo altera (White-ruffed manakin), 2021 nucleotides. RefSeq names its product haloacid dehalogenase-like hydrolase domain-containing 5. Gene Ontology annotation, biological process: glycerophospholipid biosynthetic process. Gene Ontology annotation, cellular component: mitochondrion. The coding region runs from base 96 to 1313 and encodes 405 amino acids. Lineage: Eukaryota; Metazoa; Chordata; Aves; Passeriformes; Pipridae. The record is from RefSeq and is a predicted model, not a curated record. The transcript has 8 exons.
CUGUACAAUGACGGUGUGUGACUGCUGUGAGCUCAGACCCGGGGCUGUACAAUGACGGUGUGUGACCGCCGUGAGCUCAGGCCCGGGGCUGUGCCAUGACGCUCAGUGCACUGCCAUCCUUUGGGUUCCUGUUUGACAUCGACGGGGUGCUGGUGCGAGGAAAGACUCCGAUUCCUGCUGCCAGAACAGCCUUUCAAAAGCUUGUGAACUCUCAGGGACAGUUCUUGGUGCCUGUGGUGUUUGUCACCAAUGCAGGGAAUUGCCUUCGCCAGAAAAAAGCCGACCAGUUGUCUCAUCUGCUGGGAGUUCCAAUUUCCCAAGAUCAGGUGGUGAUGUCACACAGUCCCCUGCGGAUGUUCAAGCGUUAUCAUGAGAAAUGUGUCCUGGUGUCUGGACAAGGACCACUUCUUGAUAUUGCUCAAGACCUUGGUUUCUGUCAGCCCAUCACCAUUGAGACUCUGCGGGAGAAACACCCACUCUUGGAUGCAGUUGACCAUGACAGAAGACCCAACGUUCUGUCCCCCUCUGCUGUGGAGCUUCCCAAGAUUGAGGCUGUGGUGUUGUUUGGGGAGCCAGUCAGAUGGGAAACCAGCCUGCAGUUGAUAAUAGAUGUUUUGCUGACCAGUGGCUAUCCUGGAAAUCCCUAUCACCAUGAAAACUACCCUCACAUUCCUGUGCUUGCCUGUAACAUGGAUCUCAUGUGGGUAGCUGAGGCACAGUCUCCAAGGUUUGGGCACGGGACGUUCAUGGUUUGUUUGGAGAACAUUUACAAGAAGAUCACUGGCAGGGAGCUGAAGUACGAGGCGCUGGUGGGCAAGCCCAGCCCGCUGACGUACCAGUACUCUGAGCAGCUGCUGCGGGCCCAGGCCCUGCACCGGCCCUGGCACCGGCCCAUCCACACCCUCUACGCCGUGGGAGACAACCUCAUGACAGAUGUCUAUGGUGCCAACCUUUACAACCGCUGCCUUGAAGAGAACUCCAGGAAAGGCUCCAAGCCGCGCGUUCAGGCCCAGGUUUCUGGUGGCAGAGGCUCUGCUGCACUCUCUCAGGACAAUGACAUGGACCACGGCUGGGAGAACCAGCUGGCACCUGCAGCUGCUGCCCACUGCAGGUCUGUGCUGGUUUGUACUGGGGUGUACAACCCCCACACCGAGGUGCCCUUGGAGACCAGGGACAGCAUCACGGAAGCUGUGUUCCAUGGCCACAGAGAUUUUAGGUUUGAUCCUGGUUUAGUAGAACCAGAUCAUAUUGUACCAGAUGUUGAUGCUGCUGUAGACCUGGUCUUUCAGCUGGAGAACUUCACACCUAAUUGAGGUGAUGUAAUUUCUUAAGGACCACUCAGUGCUAUGCUUUUCUUCCUAAAAAACAAGCUGUGCUUUACAAUAGCACCACAAACUGCUGCCUUCUAAAAUUUUUUAACUUCUACACUAAUGCAGUCUUACCUUAGGUAUGCUUAUUAGUAGUAUUUAUAGAUAUAUUAGUAUGUUUAAGUAUAUUAAAUAUCAAUAAUGCUUUUUAUAGUACUUCAAAAUAUGUAAUUUCUGACUUUAGUUGCCCUUUAUUGUCCUCUUCUUCAUUACGUUAGGUAUUUUAAUAGCAAUAUUUCAUAGUAGGCUAUUCAUGUUACCGGUACUUUAAUUCCCCCAUGACAGUAUCUUGUUUUGUUUGCUGGAAAAUUUAGCCUGUAGGUAUUUGGGAUCUUCAGUGUAUCACAGCAGGGUUUGUUGGGAUCAGUCUCUCAAUUUCAGAUGGGCUGAUACAGCACAACACGUGUUACUGCUGGGUCUUCUGCAUGUAAGGGGUGCUCUCCUAAAUUAGAGUGGAGUUCAAGUCUGUUCUGCUGGGGACUUGCUCACAUAUAACUCUGCUGCUGCCUUUCUUUCUGUUUGCUUUCCCAUGUGUCUGGAGUUGCUAUUUCUUCUCUCUGAUGUGUAAAGCCUUAAUAGAACUGGAGGUUCCCCAACUGGAGGUUGGGGAAGGCUGACUUGGUACCACCGUGUUGGAACUCCAACUGAGCACAG